UGCACGAAUUUUUAGCCGCGUAACAAAUUCAGGCAACACAUCUUUUUAGUAGAUCAACCAUGAUCUCGCACAGUGACAUUUCAACAAAAACAACAAACACUUCGUUUUGGUUCCGCGUACCGUCCAUCACCCAGAAAAAAGUUUUCUCAUAAUUUUCGCGAAAAUCGUCGAGUUUCGAGUGAAAUCCUAUUUAAAUUGUGCAAAAUCAUGAACAUCUGCCGGGUGUGCAUGGAGAGCGGCGAAGAUUCCGGUGGCGGCGGCGGCGGCAGCAGCGACGGUGGUCCCGACGGUCUGAUUCCCAUUUUCUCCAAGCUGGAGGAUGCUUUCAUCGCAAACAUCAUUGUGGAGUGCACCUCGGUGCAGAUCCUGGAGGACGACGGGCUACCGACGUCGAUCUGCCGGGGAUGUGUCGAUUGUUUGAAGGGGUUCAUUCGGUUCAUCCGGAAGGCGCGGGAAUCGGAUCGGAAGCUGCGGAAGAUGUUCAAAUCGGAAGGUGGGAAGAGAAUGGCGGAGGACGAUGAGGGAGUGGAUAAGGAUUGGACCUCGGCGAUGGAACUGUCGGUUUUCACCGAAAGCAUAAUGGAAGUCAAGGAGGAGAUGGACUCUGAUGACGGGAAGGUUGCUGGCGAUGAUGGGAAUCAAAGUGAAACUGCAUACGAAGUUGAAUACCUGGAUGAUGCGAAUGAUAGCGAUUGGAAGGCAUCCGAGGAUGAAGAUGAGAAACCUGUAAAGAGAGGCCGGCGUAGGAAGAAGGUUAAGGAUUCAAAUGAUAGUGAUUCGGAUUUCUUGGUUGAGACGCGAAAGCCGAGACGAGGAAGGAAGCCCGGAAGAAAGCCGAAAAAAUUGGAUGAGGAUGAUGAAGACUACGGUAGCGAAGAUGCUUUGGACGAGAAAGAACUGGCCACUUUCGAGGUGAUCGAUAUCAAGAAAGGUCAAAUGGUGUGCUGUUCGUGUCUCUUGAUUUUUGAUACCUCUGAUGAACUUGAAGUUCAUCGAGAGAAGCAUAUCAAGAAGCGAAGGGUAAACAUGACUAAAACGAACAUCUGCCAGAUUUGCCACCGGAGAUAUUCAACUCAAUAUGCCCUGAAGCAGCACUACAAACGAAUGUCAGAAGCUACUAAGAUUUACAGCUGUAUGAAAUGUCCAUCUAGAUUUAUUAACCAAAAACGUCGUCGGACCCAUGCUCACAAUCAUCCUCGGGAAAAGGAGGUUGUCCCAUCCAAGGUAUUAGUGGUACCGCUUCCGGAAGUUGUCCACAACGAGUACGGCAGAAUCUGUUGCGCUCAAGCUUGCUACCAGUCGUUUGAAACGGAAGAACUUCUACUGGCUCACGCGCACACUGCCCACAAGGUCAACAAAGUGGAACAAUCCCUAGAUGAAAACAAGGACAAACCCAUCGAAUGUCUCGUUUGCUUCAAGCGGUUCUACGACGAGCUAUCGCUCCAGCGUCACCAGCAGCGUAACUACAAACCGCUCAGCCACCAGUGCGCCGUUUGCGGUCUAAAGGUCCGUGGAGGCGAGGCACUGGCCACUCACGAGCGUUCCCAUCGCAACGAAAAACCUUUCGAGUGCGAGCUCUGCCACAAGAACUUCACCAGCAAGGGAAGCCUGAAGGCGCACAUGAUGGUUCACAGUGGGGAGAAACCGUUCGUUUGCACCACCUGUGGGUGGAGCUUCCGGCGGAAACGGAACCUGCAGGUGCACAUUCUGUCCCAUUCGAACAACCAGCCGUUCCAGUGUGAGAUCUGUCAGAAAACGUUUAAGUCCAAGGUGCACCUGCAGUAUCACAUGCGGACGCACACCGGGGAGAAGCCGUAUCCCUGUCGGUAUUGUGAUAAAGCGUUUGCAGAUCAUACCAAUAGGCAGCGACAUGAAAUGUCUCAUACCGGUAUCAAGCCGUACAAAUGCAGCUAUUGUGAUAAAACGUUCAUUCGGAAACGAUUCCAAGUCGACCAUGAAAGUAGUCAUACGGGCAUCAAACCGUACCGCUGCGACAUGUGCAAUCGCACCUUCAGUCACAAAACCGGUUUGCGUCGUCACUUGGAGUCCCAUCCGCUGGCACCGGAAAAUGCAAUAGCCCUGGCUGCUCCUUCACCGAUGCCAGCUCAGCCCUCGUCGUCAUCUUCCCACAUGGAAGUGGCGAGUGUCGUAGAUUCGUCAAUGUCGCCGCCACCUCCACCGCCAGCAAUGACCCAUAUGCACGGUGGAAGCGGUUACUUCCAGCAUCCGUAGUGUUUAAGUGUAAUGAUGUAAUCAUAGGGUCUAGGUUCAAUAUAUCUGAAACAGUGA
Aedes albopictus (Asian tiger mosquito) is the source of this 2289-nucleotide messenger RNA. Its product is annotated as oocyte zinc finger protein XlCOF6. The transcript has 4 exons. The record is from RefSeq and is a predicted model, not a curated record. Gene Ontology annotation, molecular function: zinc ion binding. Lineage: Eukaryota; Metazoa; Arthropoda; Insecta; Diptera; Culicidae. The coding region runs from base 208 to 2232 and encodes 674 amino acids. Gene Ontology annotation, cellular component: nucleus.